CCUUUGUCUGGUAGUCUUAUCCAGCAGACUUGAUCUAUACCGGGACUUUCUGUCAGGAGAGAUUUUAGUUUAAGUGGAGAAAUUCCAUUAUACAUAUAUAUAUAUAUAUAUAUAUACAUACAUACACAGAUUUAUAUAGAGAGGAGAAGAGGAUUCUGCAGAGCAAGGGACGAAAGGUGCUUUGUACAAGCACGACAAAGUGGGGUUUUUGUUGGUUGCGCAUUCCGUUUUUCCGCCGUGUGGAGCUCGGAUUAGUGUUUAAAUCUAAACUAUUGAUGAUUUCUUUUGUUCUUAACGAUACUUUCUCGGUUUGCAAGGAUGCAGCUGGAAUCGCCGGGAAUAUCUUUGCCUUUGGGCUGUUCGUGUCACCUGUACCCACAUUUAGGAGAAUUAUCAGAAAUCAGUCAACAGAACAGUUCUCAGGAUUGCCAUAUAUAUAUGCUCUGUUGAACUGCUUGAUCUGCUUGUGGUACGGCACACCCCUCGUGUCUUCUGAUAAUGUAAUGGUUGUGACAGUCAACUCUAUAGGUGCUGCUUUUCAAUUAGUCUACAUUGUUAUCUUCAUUACGUGUGCUGAGAAGCAAAAAAAGAUCAGGAUGUUUGGACUAUUGCUGGGGGUUUUUGCCAUGUUUGCAAUUAUUGUAUCUGCAAGCCUGCAAAUAUCUGAUCAGUUCACAAGGUGGCUCUUCGUUGGAUUGUUGAGUUGUGUUUCUCUGAUAUCAAUGUUUGCCUCACCAUUAUUUAUAAUUAACUUGGUCAUUCGAACAAAGAGUGUUGAAUUCAUGCCAUUUUAUCUCUCUCUUUCAACUUUCUUGUUGAGCACAUCCUUUCUCCUGUACGGAAUGUUCAAUCACGAUGCCUUCAUCUAUGUCCCCAAUGGUAUAGGAACUGUUUUGGGCAUUGUACAAUUGGCAUUAUAUUUCUACUACAGCACAAAAUGCAGGGAAGACGAGAAAGAACCCUUAAUAGAAUCUGUUGCAUAAAUUGGUGGACAGGUCAAAACAAGAAAAAUGAAGGUCCUUUAUAUGUGAUUUUUUUCCCAAGUGCAGUUUGUUCAGAUAAUUUCUGACUAAAAGCUGGGAGAUCUUCAUCAGAUCAUGGUUGAUUUCUUCUAAUUUCUUGCUAUGCAACGCAAGAAGGCUGUGAAUGGCUUCUGGUUUCUCUGCCACUCUGCCAAAUCGAGCGGUGUUGAAUGUUAAUAUACAAAAUUUGGUGAAGCAUCUGUAUUCUUUAUUAUGUAAAACUAAUUAUAUCAUGAUUGCAUUCUCAGUUUCUUUUGCAAAUAAACAAUGAAAUUGCGAAUUACUUUGCGGGUGUUCCGCUUUA
This is a messenger RNA of Carica papaya (papaya), 1326 nucleotides long. It is a transcript of the gene SWEET2, whose product is annotated as Nodulin MtN3 family protein. Gene Ontology annotation, biological process: carbohydrate transport. NCBI's taxonomy places the organism in Eukaryota, Viridiplantae, Streptophyta, Magnoliopsida, Brassicales, Caricaceae. Gene Ontology annotation, cellular component: membrane. Gene Ontology annotation, molecular function: sugar transmembrane transporter activity. The record is from RefSeq and is a predicted model, not a curated record.